CCGGGCGGGCUCCAUCUGCCUCUGCUCCUGUCGCACUCCGGCUGCUCUGCCUCGCCAUGGCCGCUUCCUCCUCGGCGGCCGCGCUGCGCCCGGUCACUCACCUGAUCUUUGACAUGGACGGGCUGCUGCUGGAUACUGAGAUUCUCUACACAAAAGUGUAUGAUGAGAUCUGUAGGCGUUAUGGAAAGAGCUAUACCUGGGAUGUGAAGUCCUUGGUUCUAGGUAGACAAGCCCCAGAAGCAGCAGGAAUUAUUCGAGAACAUCUAGAUCUUCCAAUAACCAAAGAGGAGUUAUUCAAAGAAAGUCAGUCGAUGCUGGAGAAGAUAUUCCAUACUUCUGGGUUGAUGCCAGGAGUCAGUAAGCUGGUCCAUCAUUUACACAAACACAAGAUACCCAUAGCUGUUGCCACCAGCUCGGGUGUAGCAUCAUUUGAGCUAAAAACAAGCAGACACAAAGACUUCUUUAGUCUUUUUCAUCACAUUGUGUUGGGAGAGGAUCCUGAGCUGAAGCGUGGCAAGCCACAUCCUGAUCCAUUUUUGCUUUGUGCAAAGAGAUUUGACCCUCCUGCACCACCAGAGAAGUGUCUUGUGUUUGAAGAUUCACCACAGGGAAUCAAAGGAGCCCGGACAGCAGGAAUGCAAGCGAUCAUGAUUCCAGAUGAAAAUUUAGGUGAAGAGUUUAGAAAGGAGGCAACACUGGUGCUGAAGUCCAUGGAAGAUUUCAAACCAGAACUGUUUGGUUUACCAGCAUAUGAUUGAUGCCUAAUGCCUAUGAACAUGUUCUUGGCUGGAGAUAAAUUUAAAGCGAAAUGGCGUUUUAUUUCAGUUUUAUGAUUGUUUUUCAUCUUCUACUUUCUUCCUCAAAACUAGAGCACAAAAGUCCUGUUAACAUUCAGUCUUUUACACAUUACCUUUGAUAAAUUGUGUGGAAUGUUUAUGAUUUAUCCUUUUGAUAAAUGCAAUAUUAAAGCAGCAUCUUUCUGUUAAGUGAAUCCAGCCUUGUUCUAUUCACAUCAUAAUGUUUUCUGAGAAUAUUAUGGAACUAUUUAGACAAUUUAUUGUAACUGCAUUGGAAGCUCCUUUUUCUGUUUCCACUUGAAUUACUUACUGUUUACAUCUUAAUCAGAAACCUGUUCUGGAUUGCCUUUUAUCCCAUUAAAACGUUUUUGACACCAUU
This is a messenger RNA of Zonotrichia leucophrys gambelii, 1176 nucleotides long. It is a transcript of the gene PUDP, whose product is annotated as pseudouridine 5'-phosphatase. Bases 57 to 758 code for a protein of 233 amino acids. Gene Ontology annotation, molecular function: phosphatase activity. Lineage: Eukaryota; Metazoa; Chordata; Aves; Passeriformes; Passerellidae. The record is from RefSeq and is a predicted model, not a curated record. The transcript has 4 exons.